AUGGCAGCAGCAGUAGCAGCAGCUACCUCCUCCGGGGCGUUCGAGCCCAAGACGCGCAAACGCGUCCUGAGAGUCAUUGCCGUCUCUCUCCUCCUCGAUCUUAUCUCCUUCACCUUCAUCCUCCCGCUCUUCCCGAAGCUCCUCGAGUUCUACCGUGACCGCGAAGCCGGCCCCGCGACCGCAAACGCCACCGAGCCCGCGACCCUUCUCCAGAGCGUUCUCUCCGGCCUCAACCGCUACAAGGCCGCCUUUGCCCGCCCCAUCGACUCGCGCUACGACAUCGUCCUCCUCGGCGGCGCCCUCGGCUCCCUCUUCAGUCUCCUGCAGGCCAUUGCCUCCCCGCUUAUUGGCCACCUCUCCGACCGUCAUGGCCGCCGUACCGCUCUCCUGGCCUCCAUGUGCGGCAACAUUCUCUCCGUCCUGCUGUGGGUCGUCGCCGUCGAUUUCCGCACCUUUGUCGCGUCGCGUGUUGUCGGCGGACUGUCUGAGGGCAACGUCCAGCUUGCGACUGCCAUGGCGACCGACAUCUCCGACGAGCAGAGCCGCGGAUCGACCAUGGCGCUCAUCGGCGCAUGCUUCUCCAUCGCCUUUACCUUCGGACCGGGUCUGGGCGCAUGGUUGAGCAGCAUCAGCACCGUCAAGGAGAACCCCUUUGCGACCGCCGCCGGAUUCAGCUUGUUCCUCAUCCUCACCGAGACGCUGUACCUCUACUUCUGCCUGCCCGAGACCCUGCCCUCGUUGACCGGCAAGGGCGCCAAGAAGGACGAGAAGACCAAAACCUCUGCCGCGCCCAUCCAGCGAACCAACUCUCACUUCCUCCUCAACGCCGUCCACUUCGUCUUCCUACUCUUCUUCUCCGGCAUGGAGUCCUCGCUCUCCUUCAUGACGUAUGAGCUCUUCGCGUUCGGAUCCGCCAAGAACGGCCGCCUCCUCGGCUACGUUGGCCUCGUCGCCUCGAUCCUCCAGGGUGGUGUCACCCGCCGCCUGCCGCCCCUGCUCUCCGUUCGCAUGGGCACCGUCGCCUGCCUCGUCUCAUUCAUCCUCCUCGGCCGCAUCUCGACAACGGGCGGUCUUUACGCGGCGGCUACUUGUCUGGCGGUGACGUCAUCGACGGUCGUCACUGGUCUCAACACCCUGAGCAGUUUCGAGGCUGCCGAGGGCGAGCGCGGAGGCAAGCUGGGUAUCCUCCGCAGCUGGGGCCAGCUUGGCCGUGGUCUUGGACCGAUUCUGUUCACCAGCGUGUACUGGUGGGCUGGCCGUGAGGUCGCCUACAGCAUGGGUGCCGCGGGCAUGGCUGUUGUGACGGCGGUGGUGUUUGCCGGGCUCAAGACGCCGCCUGGUUCAUUGAAGAAGAAGGUUCCCGCUGAGAAGAAGACGGCAUAA
Molecule: messenger RNA, 1383 nt
Organism: Colletotrichum chrysophilum
Lineage: Eukaryota; Fungi; Ascomycota; Sordariomycetes; Glomerellales; Glomerellaceae
Exons: 2
Coding region: 1-1383 (460 amino acids)
Biological process (GO): transmembrane transport
Cellular component (GO): brush border membrane
Molecular function (GO): transmembrane transporter activity
Source: RefSeq, a predicted model, not a curated record